GCGGCCGGCCGGACGCCAUGGCGGCGCCGUCCCCCGGCCAGCGCGGCCGCGAACAGGUGUGCCCGCGCGUCCCCCCGCCGGCGACCAGGAUGAAGGAGCCGCCCUCUCGUCGCAACAAGUACCUCCGCAGCCGCUCGCCGGUGCACGAGAUCCUCGCAGCAAAAGGUGGCAGCACCGUCGACCGGGGCGCCGAGGACAAGCGCUGGCGGAUCCAGAUGAUGAUCGAGUAUACGGCCAUCCCGGAGAACAGCGAGCACGAGCCGGAUCAGGGGCGCGCCUCAAAGGAGGAGGAGGAGUCACCCGGCUCGGGAGCGCUGUCGGGCAAGUCGGAGCAGAUGGCGCCACCGGAGCCGGGCGCGCAGGGCGGCGCCCGGCCGCGCGCCGGCACAUGGUCCCUGGGACAUUCGCGCCACCUGGCGGGUCCUCCAGGCAGUCGUCAGCGACGGAAGUCGGGGGACGACAUCGUCUCGCAGUCGACCAAGGCCGGCGCGCAGACGCCGCCGCCGGCCGCGCCGGCCGACUCGCCCAGCAAGAAGCCCACGUUCCUCGACUCGUUCCGGCCGCGCUCCAAGUCGGACGCCACGCGCUCCAUGCGCCGGCCCAACAUCAUCUCGUCUAUGAAGAACUCGCUGCAGCACUCCAUAGUGGGGAGCCCGGCUGGCGGAAAGGGCCCGCCCGUGUCCCUGCCGACGUCGCCGCAGGCGGCCGACGCGCUGGAGCCGCCCUCGGCGCGCUACCGCGCCCGCUCCGGCUCCGAGUCCUCCAAGUCUGCCGUGCGCAGCGUCAUCGACAGGAUCCGCGGCCGCUCGCAGUCUGUCGUCGAAUCCGACAAACGCAAGUUCGCGAAGAGCCAUAGUACGAUAAGCUCAGCGAACUUCAAUGCUAACCUAUACCGUCGCCAUGACGACCCUUUCCGACGCCGGUCGCUCAGCGGCGGCGACGCCAUCUCCGACCACAACCGGAUGGCCAUCCUGUUCAGGGACUCGCGAGGGUUGCCGGCCGUGGACCCGUUCAUGGAUACUCUUCACUCAACUGAUCUCAAGGAGGACGAGUCGCAGAUCUACAUCAAGUUCUUCAAGUUCCACAAGUGCUACGACCUGAUCCCCACCUCGGCCAAGCUGGUGGUCUUCGACACGCAGCUGCUGGUCAAGAAGGCGUUCUUCGCCCUUGUGUACAAUGGGGUGCGCGCGGCGCCGCUCUGGGACAGCAGGAAGCAGCAGUACGUCGGCAUGCUGACCAUCACCGACUUCAUCCGCAUCCUGCAGAUGUACUACCGCAACUCGGACGAGCGCAUCGAGGAGCUGGAGGAGCACAAGCUGGAGACCUGGAGGACUGUGCUCGAGUCGGACAGCAAGCCGCUAAUUUACAUCGCGCCGGAGGCGUCUCUGUACGAGGCCAUCACGACGCUGCUGAAGAACCGCAUCCACCGUCUACCCGUCAUCGACCCCGUCUCGGGAGACGUGCUCUACAUCAUCACCCACAAACGCAUCCUCCGCUUCCUCUGCCUAUACAUCAACAACCUGCCGCGGCCGAGCUUUACAAACCGAACGCUGGGCGAGCUGCGCAUUGGCACGUUCGACAAGAUCGAGACGGCGCGGCCCGACACGCCCGUCAUUGAGGCGCUAACAAAGUUUGUGAACCGCCGCGUCUCGGCGCUGCCCAUCGUCGACCAGGACAACAAGCUGACGCACAUCUACGCCAAAUUCGAUGUGAUCAACCUGGCCGCCGAGAAGACUUACAACAACCUGAACGUGCCGCUGAUGGCGGCCAACUCCCACCGCUCCGACACGAAGGUGGAGGCGUGCUGCCUCUCCGACACGCUGUCUGAGGUGGUGGACAAGAUCGUGCACGCCGAGGUGCACCGGCUGGUGAUAACGGAUGACCACCAGCAUGUGAUCGGCAUCAUAUCGCUGUCCGACAUCCUGGACGCUCUGGUCAUCCGGCCGCACGAGUACACGAUGAGGGUGCCUAAGAAGGGCGCGCCGGGCGGCGAGGCGGCGGGCUCCGCCGACGGUGACCUGCUGGGUGAGGACGAGAGUCACACGAUUGUCGAAGAGGAGCCCGGCGACGAGGAGGAACCGGUGGCGGCGGCCGCCGGUGUGGCGCGCCUCACACUCUCCGGGAAGAACGCUUGAGCGGCGCGUGGCGCCGCCGGCCGGCCGGCCGCCGCGCAAAACGCUGACUGCGCUGGUCGCCGCCAGGGGUGCGGCGCGCGGCCGGCGGAUGGGCGAGCAGUGCGGAGUGGUGCUGUGGAGUUACCGCGCGUGGUGCGGGGCGACAUCCCGUGUUGGACGCCGUUUUCCAGGGCUCCGGCCGAUCGACUUUGAACCCCAAUUGGCAGGCGGCGCGCCUCCGGCUUCGGUUGGGUCGCCCUCUUUCCGGCUCGAUCGUGUGCCCCCGACCCGCCCCGGCUCGCACGUGGCGCUGCUACCCGCGAGCUGACUGUGGCUGGCAAUGAAGCCGUGGUGUUCGAUAUCUGGUGGUCCGUGUGUGUGCGGCGGGCGGCUCCUCGCGCCAUCUGCGCCGAGGGUUUCGGGGGAGGCGGAUGGGUUUCUGGGCUCUGCAGACCCCGUUUGCUAGGUACCUCAUCCAAACUGGACGGCCAUGCUGUAUUCUUAGAAUGAAUAAAACGCGAAGAUGAUUUAGCGUCGGUAGCGAUGGGUUGUCACCAGUAACGUGUCAUGUUAUGAUAUGAAUAAAGUAUAUUUUGUAUUCUA
Molecule: messenger RNA, 2717 nt
Organism: Pollicipes pollicipes
Lineage: Eukaryota; Metazoa; Arthropoda; Thecostraca; Pollicipedomorpha; Pollicipedidae
Gene: SNF4Agamma
Product: SNF4/AMP-activated protein kinase gamma subunit
Exons: 15
Coding region: 18-2135 (705 amino acids)
Biological process (GO): protein phosphorylation; regulation of catalytic activity
Cellular component (GO): nucleus; cytoplasm; nucleotide-activated protein kinase complex
Molecular function (GO): protein kinase regulator activity; AMP binding; protein kinase binding
Source: RefSeq, a predicted model, not a curated record